This is a messenger RNA of Neolamprologus brichardi, 2532 nucleotides long. Lineage: Eukaryota; Metazoa; Chordata; Actinopteri; Cichliformes; Cichlidae. The record is from RefSeq and is a predicted model, not a curated record.
AUGUAUCUGCACCAGUAUGCUCGCUCUGCGUCUCACUACGUGGCGACCUCCGGCUCCUGCAGAAACAGGUGUUUCGAGCUGGUUGAGUUGGAGCCGCCAAACUGUCGCUGCGACAACCUGUGUAAAACCUACAAUGGCUGCUGCUCAGACUUUGACCAGCUCUGCCUACGCACAGAGGGCGGUUAUGAAUGCAGUAAGGAUCGGUGCGGGGAGACUCGCAAUGAACAGCAUGCCUGCCACUGCUCUGAUGACUGUCUGGCCAGAGGAGACUGUUGUACCAACUACAAGAAGCUGUGCAAAGGAGACACCUCGUGGCUGCAGGAUGAUUGUGAGGAGAUCAAGGCUCCUGAAUGUCCUGCCGGGUAUGUUGAAAUCUUAGCAGUAAAGCAACAGGAGGGUAGCAGGUUGAACUUGGUUGAGCAAGGGCUGUACCCGGAGUCUCAUGGCAUCGUUGGAAACUCCAUGUAUGACCCGGGGUUUGAUGCAACCUUCACCCUGAGAGGCCGAGAGAAGCUCAAUCACCGCUGUGCCAUCCCUUUGGAGAGGAGGAUACUGACUAUGCUGCAGUGGCUUCACCUCCCUGAAGGAGAAAGGCCUUAUGUUUACGCCAUGCACUCUGAGCAGCCGGACACAUACGGACACAAAUUGGGGCCCAUGAGCAUUGAUCUGAACAUCUCUCUGAGGAUGAUUGACAGAAUUAUCGGCCAGCUCAUGGAUGGACUCAAGCAGAUGAAACUGCACCGCUGUGUCAACAUCGUCCUGGUCGGGGAUCACGGUAUGGAAGAGGCCCACUGCGAUCACACCGAGUUCCUCAGUAACUAUUUGACCAGCGUUGAUGACAUCAUCCUCGUCCCUGGGUCCCUGGGCAGAAUACGCUCCAGACAGCCCAACAACAGGAAAUGUAAGAAUAAAUGCAUACUGUCACAUUUAAAGUGUAAGAAAGCAGACCAGCACUUCAAACCGUACUUGAAGCAGCACCUGCCAAAGAGACUGCACUACGCCAACAAUCAACGCAUUGAGGAUGUCCAUCUCCUGGUGGACAGGAAGUGGCACGUUGCCAGGAAAGUCCCUGAAGGCAGGAGGCACUGUGGCUUUGCCGGAGAUCAUGGAUAUGACAAUAAGAUCAACAGCAUGCAGACUAUUUUCGUUGGCUAUGGGCCGACGUUUAAGUUCAAGACGAAAGUUCCAGCCUUUGAAAACAUCGAGCUUUAUAACGUAAUGUGUGAUCUUCUAGGUUUGAAACCGGCCCCUAAUAAUGGAACUCACGGCAGUCUGAACCACCUGCUACGAACCCCCCCGUACAGACCCACCAUGCCAGAGGAGGUGUCCAGGCCAACAGCGUCUGGUGUUGUACCUGCAGGAACAGACAGCUUGGGGUGCAGCUGCGACGAAAAGGUCAGCCACGAUGACUCAGACCUGAGCCCAACUUCCUGUCAGUCCCUAAAGGGAAUUCUGUUCUUCUAUUUUUCUAAACCCCUUAUAUUCUAUUUUUUUGUCUUUUUUUUAAUUUCUCAACUCAAUCAUAUCACGCCAUGUUCACUAAAGAUGGUUGUCCAGGAAAAUCCCAUGAGAUCAGCAGUUUUUGAAACUAUUUUCGUUGGCUAUGGGCCGACGUUUAAGUUCAAGACGAAAGUUCCAGCCUUUGAAAACAUCGAGCUUUAUAACGUAAUGUGUGAUCUUCUAGGUUUGAAACCGGCCCCUAAUAAUGGAACUCACGGCAGUCUGAACCACCUGCUACGAACCCCCCCGUACAGACCCACCAUGCCAGAGGAGGUGUCCAGGCCAACAGCGUCUGGUGUUGUACCUGCAGGAACAGACAGCUUGGGGUGCAGCUGCGACGAAAAGAACAAAGUGGAGGAGCUAAACCAGCGACUGAGGCAAGCUAUGGAUGACAGCAGGAACCUGCCGUUCGGUCGGCCUGCUGUCCUCUUCCGUACCAAAUACUGCAUCCUGCACCACAGCGACUACAUCAGUGGCUACAGUGAAACUCUGUCCAUGCCCGUCUGGACAUCGUACACUGCCAGCAGACAGGUAGAAGUGUCUCCUCUGCCUGAAGCUCUGUCCAACUGUGUGAGACCUGAUUCCAGAGUCCCUCCAGCUUACAGCCAAUCAUGUACCAACUACAGAGCAGAUAAACACAUCACGUACGCCUUUCUGUACCCACCACAACUGUCGUCAAAUCUGGACAAAAAAUCCGAUGCUGUCCUCAUCACCAACACUGUUCCCAUGUAUCCAGCAUUCAAGAAGAUAUGGGGUUAUUUCCAGAGAGUGUUGGUGAAGAAAUACGCCACUGAGAGAAAUGGAGUGAAUGUACUGACUGGACCCAUAUUUGACUACAACUAUGACGGUGUCAGAGACUCAGCUGAGAAGAUACGAGAGUAUAUAAGUGGUACAAUCCCAAUCCCCACUCACUACUUUGUGGUCCUGACCAGCUGCUUAGACUUCACACAAGCUACAGACUCGUGUAACGGACCGCUCAACAGCGCCGCCUUCAUCCUGCCGCACAGACCCACCAACGAUGAGAGCUGCAAC